GAUUUAAUGAUAGCAUAGGUAUAAUAUACCGGACUCUGAACUAAUAAUAAUAGUAGUAAUAAUAUACUUGGUCUUAGGCAAGAUAAGGCGCAAGGCAUGGGGGUGGUGAGGAUGCUGCCGUUACAUUAUAGUGGAUUUAACAGGGCGGUCUGGUGAAUGCAGAAUGACCUUUGCUGGCCACCAUUGGCAUUAGCCUGAGUAGCGAACGAGUUUCAGCUUCAUUGUUUUGUGCUUGGCCUCCAGCGCUCAUUCUGAGCAUGGCUACUUCCAUUACAUUCCGUGUCCGCUAUGAUGGUGAAGAAAUGGAGGAGCAAAGGAUGGUGAUGUUGCUCGAGAAUUGCGUUAGCAUACCCGAUUUUCUGACAGCAACUGGACUUGCAUAUGCAAAAACUGCAGAGGGAUCAAUGAUCUAUGCAGGAAGGUCGAGCUACGUGGAAGAGAUGUUCCUGCAAGCUGGGUCCAUCAUUUGCGGCCCUAGGUCCAUAGGCCCGGUGUCCCGCAAGGAACUGCUGGCCCUCCCGACCAACAAUGGUGUAGCACACCAGGAAGCAAGAAUGCUGAGGUGCUCGUCAUCGUUAGUCAACCAGUUUCCGCGCACGAUCAGGCGGUGUCAGCUGAAACCCGUGGUACGGCAAUUCAUGAACAGUCAGGAGGACACAACCCGUGAUUUUGUCCCCCCAGAACUUGACCGAGAGCGCCAGGAACCCUCACAGGGUGAAGCGCAGCUGCACAGCAAUGUGUAUCAUAACGCAUUCAAGAUUGUCAACCGGGUCCUGAAGAAGGAGUACCACGACCAGAGGCUUCGCUUUGAGUGGAGGCUACCUCCUAACGCUGCCGUGCCAGGGCGGAACAGCCUGGGGGGGGCCCCAAGCGGGAAAAAACCCGAUGUCAACCUCAUGAUCCCAAAUACUAACCACAAAAAGGGGGCUGCCGAGGCUAAAUGCCUGUGGAUACUCCAUGAGGGGCGCACAUCCCGGGAUAUGGAGGCCGCUAACCUCGACCGCCUGGAUCGUCCCCUCUUAAUCAAGCCGGAAGAGGACCCCAAGGUGGACCUGGUGGACGUCUUCAACCAAGGCGACGAUUCGCACCCUAUCACAAAGUCGCUUGGUCAGAUCCAUGGUUAUUCAAGAAGGGGGAAUUAUUCUAUUGCCCUGCUCACGUGCGACGCCUUCACGUGGGCCCUUGUCACGGACCCUGAGAACUUGGAGGACCCGUUCUUAUCAGAACACUUCAGGUCCACGGAUGUCGGUCCCAGCACUCAUGAGACGCGAUCAACGUGAACCAGCUCCCGCCCAUCUUCCCCCGCAACACCCGACAGCUUCGGCCGCGGAGCGGUUCUUCCAGCGGCCCAGAUGCUAGUUACCCGGGGGCCAGCGGCUCCGCAAUGAGCGGUAGCAACGUGAAGGGCGCCGGUUCUGGGGUGAGCAGCGCGGUCCUGGGCGCAGGCGCUGGGGGCAUUGUGGUGAAGAGAGCUGGCGGGGAAGCAGCUGCAAUAGACGACGCCGGCAAAGGGGCCUUGGGGGUGAUUGGUGCAGCUGUAGGGGUUACCGAACGAGACGGUGCUGAUUCGGGGGCCGAUAUGAUGACUGAUGAGGGCGCUGCAGUAUACAGUGCUGAUGCGGGGGCAGACACGGUGGUUAGUGCUGGAGCAGGGGGCAGUGUGGUGAUCAGUGCUGGCGCUGGGUGCAAUGCAAUAAAUGGUGCUGAUGCCGGGCUCGAAGUGCUGAUUGGCGCUGGCGCCGGGGGCAAUGCACUGAUUGACGCUGACGCGGGGGCCAACACGGUGGUCAGCUCUCAAGGAGGGGGCGGUGCGGCGAUCAGCGCCGGUGCCGGACGCGACGCGGUGAUCGGCGCUGGUGCCGGAGGCGAAUUGGUGACCGGCGCUGGAGCGGGGGGCGAUGCCCUGACCGGCGCUGGAGCGGGGGGCAAUGCGCUGACCGGC
Molecule: messenger RNA, 1942 nt
Organism: Klebsormidium nitens
Lineage: Eukaryota; Viridiplantae; Streptophyta; Klebsormidiophyceae; Klebsormidiales; Klebsormidiaceae
Source: the annotation of a GenBank genome assembly